Hevea brasiliensis (rubber tree) is the source of this 2170-nucleotide messenger RNA. Its product is annotated as type IV inositol polyphosphate 5-phosphatase 6. The coding region runs from base 507 to 1979 and encodes 490 amino acids. NCBI's taxonomy places the organism in Eukaryota, Viridiplantae, Streptophyta, Magnoliopsida, Malpighiales, Euphorbiaceae. The record is from RefSeq and is a predicted model, not a curated record. Gene Ontology annotation, biological process: phosphatidylinositol dephosphorylation. The transcript is spliced from 7 exons. Gene Ontology annotation, molecular function: phosphatidylinositol-3,4,5-trisphosphate 5-phosphatase activity; phosphatidylinositol-4,5-bisphosphate 5-phosphatase activity; inositol-polyphosphate 5-phosphatase activity.
AAAAAAAAAAAAUCCACGGAACAUUCGUGACCAGCACCACCACCAUCACCACCAAACCAUAACCAAAUUAUAGAACAUUGUGAGGUCUGCAUCUUUCUCACUUCCCUUGCUAUUCAUUGAAUAAAUUACACCAUGAAAUCUUGCAGGGAAGCUUCUUCCUCUCCUUCUGCUUCUUCCCCUUCCAAGCUUUGACUUUUACGUCAUUUUCUAUUUCUCUUCUCUUGGAAUUCUCAGCUGAAAUGACUUAAAUGUCUUGGUUUCUUGGGCUUGUCUGCUUGUUUCAAUCUCAUCGAUUUUGUUUUAGGGCGAUUAAUACUAUGAUUUUUCACAGUGAAACCCACGUUUUGUGUUGACAUGGAUGUAUCUGACUACCACAGCUGGAAGUUUAAACAAGUUUAAUGCAUUUUUGAAUAAGGUAUGACAGAAAUUGCACAAAGCAGAUCUACAACUGCUCAAUCUCGCUCGAUCUAGUAGCUGUGGCAUGGACUUGGUCUUUGCUGUGAGAUAUGUAUAGCGAGAAGCAGAAGUCCAAAACCAAGACGUUUCGUGGGUGGUUCACAAGAAAGAACAAGAGGGAAGAAGCACAUGACCAGUUGAAUGAAAUUUCAGUGAAAUGUUUUAUUAUAGAUGAGAGUGAAGAUGAAGUUGAUAAUCUGGAUGACGGUUUUGAUCAGUCAUCGGAUAUUGAUCCAUGCACUUCAACCAACGAGCUAAGAAUCUUUGUUGGCACCUGGAAUGUUGCCGGAAGGUCUCCAGUAGGAAGUCUAGCAGUAGAUUUGGACGAGUGGUUAAAUCUGAAGGAUGCAGCUGAUAUGUAUGUCCUCGGAUUUCAAGAGAUUGUACCAUUAAAAACCAGAAACGUUAUAGGAGCUGAGGACCCAACUGAAGCAACAAACUGGAACCUGCUUAUAGGGAAAACACUGAAUGAUAAAUAUGGGUCCCCAUGGUCAACCCCCAUGAAAAAUCCAAUCUCAAGCUACCACUACCACUAUGAUAAGAUCUCUGAUUCAGAAAGGAGAACAAGUUUUAGUGGGCAUUCUGGGAUUCAGCUGUUGAGUUCACAAGAUGAGAACUUAUAUGAUGGCAAUAAGUACAAGCUAAUGGCAAGCAAGAAGAUGGUUGGAGUGUUCAUUAGUAUAUGGAUGAAGAAGAAAUUGCUUAGAAAGUACUGUGUUUCAAAUGUGAAGUUUAGCUCAGUGGCUUGUGGCAUCAUGGGUUAUUUGGGGAACAAAGGUUCAGUUUCAGUUAGCAUGUCCAUAGAAGGAACAAGUUUUUGCUUCAUUGCUGCCCACCUAGCUUCUGGGGAGAAAAAAGGUGAUGAAGGCAGAAGAAAUCACCAAGUUUCAGAGAUUUUUAGGCGAACUUCUUUCCCCCGAUCCUCUGAAGACGAUGAUAAUCCUCAUCCUCUCACCAUCUUAGGACAUGAUAGGAUAUUCUGGUUUGGAGAUCUCAACUAUAGAUUGUAUUUGGAAGACAACUUAGCCAGAUAUUUGAUAAAUAAGCAAGACUGGAAAGCAUUGCAAGAAUUUGAUCAGCUUCGAAGAGAACUAGAGGAUGGUGGAGCAUUUCAGGGUUGGAGAGAGGGAAACAUAGAAUUUGCACCCACAUACAAGUACGCUUCAUCAAAUUGCAAUAGGUAUUCAGGUGGCCUGCCUAGCAAAUCAGGAGAAAAGCAAAGAACUCCUGCAUGGUGUGAUAGAAUUCUAUGGUAUGGAAAAGGAGUCAAGCAACUUUCGUACUUUCGCAGCGAAAGCAAGUUCUCUGACCAUCGUCCUGUUUCCGCUUUAUUUUCUAUACCGGUGGAAGUCAUGAAGCCUACUAAUCCAAGAGUCGUGCCAAUGCAGACCAUUCUUCCCACCAUAACACCUCCCAGAAAAAGGGAGGCAGGCAACAGUAAUGAAGAGACCAAAUCAACCUUGCUAUCACUAAUGGGAAAAGAUUUAAUAGAAGCAUCACCCACUAAUAUGCAAAAAGUAUAGCCAAAACAGAGGAUAGGAUGUGCAGCUAGGGCUGGCUUUCUAGAGAUAUGCCAUUUUCUCGUGAUCUCCUUCCCUUCAUUUUUUUCCACCCAUUCCUUUGGGUUUUAAAGUGGAAUUUAUUAAGGAAAGCAAAGUUAAUUAAAUGAAUGUAUUCAGCAUUCAUUAAUAACUAAAUUAUUUAUGACCUUCAA